UUCUCGUUGGGUUUUUGUGGUAGCAGCUACCAACCUUCGUUGCCUGAACAACAACUCCACCGUCGUAUCAUUGUGAGGGGGUGGGGGGGAGUGCAGCGCUGGUUGAAAGCUGUAGAGCCUGCACUCGCCUUCCUGUGGCCCCCGGCUUGAGAACCGCUUUCUGAUUGCAGCCUGUCCAUGUGACUAGGCUUCCGUUGCCUGCCUGCUUCCGUGAAUAGUAAAGAGAAGCAUCAGUGCUGCGCCGCGAGCGGAGGACGCCAGGCAGCUCGGCACCGUGUGCGACGCAACAGCGAUCGGGUCAGGGGAGCGCGCGCCAGGGGCCCGGGACCCCCGCAGCCGCCCACCAGACGCCGACUCUCCUCACGCUGUGCCGUCCGCUCAGCAGUAAGGAUGGUAAAAUGCCGGUCCACGGGCCCACCCCCACCCUGCGGCGCCUGCUACCCCUAUGGAUAAUCCUGACGGCCGCCUCCGGUCACCCGCAGCAGAGCCCGUGCCAGCUGAUCCAGAGAACGGCGCUGUGCGGCGGCGGCCGGCUCUCCUCGGUGCCUCCGGGGCUGCCGGACAACACCGAGGAGCUGCAGCUCAACUACAACCACAUCCAGACACUACAGGACGGCGCCGUGGCCCGUUACCCCGCACUAAAGACCCUCAGCUUAGCCUGCAAUCGUUUACAGAGACUAGAAUCAAACGCCUUCCGAGACUCGGAAUUGUUGGAAAGUUUAAAUCUGGCCAAUAACGAGCUUUACGUCGGCUACGAAGAAAGCGGCGCUGCAUUAAAGCGGCUGCCGGGCCUCCGGGCGCUGGACCUGUCCGAGAACAAGCUCCAGGACGAGAUGGCGGCCGUGCUCCUGCAGAACCUGUCGUCCGUGGAGUACCUCAACCUGUCCGGGAACCUGCUGCAGCGGCUGGACGAGGCCUCGCUCCGGGACCUCCAGCAGCUCAGGGAGCUGGACCUGCAGAGGAACCUGCUGUUCGAGCUGGACGACGCCUUCAGGGGCAGCGCCAGGCUGCAGCGCCUCAACCUGGCCUUCAACUCCCUGCUCUGCCUGGUGGACUUCGACAUGGCCCAGCUGCAGGUGCUGAACGCCAGCCACAACUCCAUCGAGUGGUUCAUCUCCAAGCCGGACGCCAACGACACCUUCCUGCUGGAGACGCUGGACCUCUCCGACAACCGCCUGCUCUUCUUCCCGUUCCUGCCGGACCGCAGCCGCCUGCGCAACCUCUACCUGUCGCACAACGCCAUCCGCUUCUACGAACGCUCGGCGGCCAACGCCACCGCCACGGUGGAGUUCUACAACCUGAGGGGGCACGCGGGCAACGUGACGGCCCAGCUGUGGAACGACAGCCUCCAGGGCGACGUCUCGUCCCUGGAGGUCCUGGACCUGGCGGGGAACCAGGUGGACUACCUGCCGCGGGGCUUCGGCGCCAGCAUGCCCGCGCUGUCCCGGCUGCGGCUGCGCGCCAACUGCCUGCGGAGCCUCAACCUGACGUCGGAGCGCUUCCCCGGCAGCCUGCACGAGCUGGACGUCAGCGGCAACCGGCUCGGCGGCGUGGUCGCCGACGCCGGCUCGCUCGGCGCCCUCGGCAACCUGACGUACGUCAACCUGAGCGCCAACCGCCUGCAGCGGCUGCCCGCGCGGCUCUUCCCCUCGCUGCCGAGCCUCAGGACCGUGGACCUCAGCUUCAACGGCAUCCGCAUCUGUUUCCCCGAGGAGGCCGAGGUCCGGACGGAGGCCCCGUCGCCCUGCGUGGACUGGAGAUCCGUCGGGUCCCUGAAGCAGCUGCACCUCCGGGGCUGCGGCAUCAGGGUGGUUCCCUCGGCUGCGUUCGCAGGGUUGAAGCUGACGCACCUGGAGCUGUCUGACAACCCGGGACUCGUCGUCCAGCAGUCGAUGGGAGACCUCGGCAGAACCCUACAGCACCUCGGCUUAGGAAACACUCACAUCCAAGACUUUGACUUCUCCCCCUUCCUACAUUUGAAGUAUUUAAACAUUUCUGGGAACUUCCUGGCCCACCUCCCCCCGUCACUAACACAUCUGGACCUGAGAGUGCUGGACGCCAGGGACAACCGCCUGUCCACCAUCCCCUCGGACCAGGCCAGCGCCUUGGCUGCCAAGCUCCACCAGGUGUUCCUCACGGGAAACCCGUUCAACUGCUGCCAGAGCGAGUGGUUCGGGACCUUUAACGCAACAGAGACAGUCGAUGUGGUUGGAAAAUCCAACAUCGAAUGUGAAGAUCACGUCCGCGUGACGCACAGGGUGGAGCUGCUGCAGCCCUUCCUGUGUGUGGAUGAAGGUGGGGAGUCGGUCCUGUGGUACAUCCUGCUUGUUCUUCCCAUCUGUCUUUUUUUUCUGGUCAUAUCAAUCCUUGUUCUCUUUAACCUCAAACCCAACAUACUGCACAAAUCUAUCAAAAAGAAGUGUCUGAGGCCCACGUCUUACUGACGCUGCAUGCUGACGCAGUACAAUAUGGAAAUAAAGAGCAUUGGCUCCACGAGCGUGCCCAAACUAU
This is a messenger RNA of Betta splendens (Siamese fighting fish), 2511 nucleotides long. RefSeq names its product negative regulator of reactive oxygen species (gene nrros). The transcript is spliced from 3 exons. The coding region runs from base 399 to 2444 and encodes 681 amino acids. NCBI's taxonomy places the organism in Eukaryota, Metazoa, Chordata, Actinopteri, Anabantiformes, Osphronemidae. The record is from RefSeq and is a predicted model, not a curated record. Gene Ontology annotation, molecular function: protein binding.